This is a messenger RNA of Peromyscus leucopus (white-footed mouse), 573 nucleotides long. RefSeq names its product proline dehydrogenase 1, mitochondrial-like. Gene Ontology annotation, cellular component: mitochondrion. NCBI's taxonomy places the organism in Eukaryota, Metazoa, Chordata, Mammalia, Rodentia, Cricetidae. Gene Ontology annotation, molecular function: FAD binding; proline dehydrogenase activity. The record is from RefSeq and is a predicted model, not a curated record.
AUGGACGUGCUGGCCAAGAAAGGCAGAGAUGCGGGCGUGCGGCUGAUGAUAGAUGCUGAGCAGAGCUACUUCCAGCCGGCCAUCAGCCGCCUCACCCUGGAGAUGCAGCGCAGGUUCAAUGUGGAUAAGCCGCUCAUCUUCAACACAUUCCAGUGCUACCUCAAGGAUGCCUAUGACAAUGUGACCAUGGAUAUGGAACUGGCUCGCCGUGAGGGCUGGUGUUUUGGGGCCAAGCUGGUACGUGGUGCAUACAUGGAUCAAGAGCGUGCCAGGGCUGUGGAGAUCGGCUAUGAGGACCCCGUCAACCCUACAUAUGAGGCCACCAAUGCCAUGUACCACAGGUGCCUGAACUACGUCCUGGAGAAGCUGAAGCGCAGCCCCAGGGGAGUGAUGGUGGCUUCCCACAAUGAAGACACAGUAAGCUUCACACUCCGCAGGAUGGAGGAGUUAGGCCUGCAUCCUGAUGAUGGCCAGGUGAGCUUCGGACAGCUGCUGGGGAUGUGCGACCAAAUUAGCUUCCCACUAGGCCAGGCAGGAUUCCUGUGUACAAAUAUGUACCCUACGGUCCCGUGA